GUGGGGUCCCACGUUGGGACUGGUCGAUCUCGGCACCGCUCCAGAAAGGCCUCCGAGUAGGUGGGUCCAAAAUAGGGACUCGGACGGGAAGGUUGGCCGUUGUUGACUCCACUCCUGUUGGCUCGCGGGUGUGAGUGGGUCCGAAGAAUGCAGGACUCGGGUGGCCAUUCAACAGUAAGCUGAUGUGUUUAUGGUAAUACUGUAUGUACGAUCCUUGGGCGGAGUCUUUCUCCCCUAGCACGAGGGCAUGCUAGAUUGGGUGUGGGAGAAUGUCACGGAUGAUAUCUCCGUGAUUGUGUAAAGACCAAUAUAAUGAACGAUCCGCUGGUUAGCCUCGCACAAUAUGGGUAAAGGGGGCGACAUUGGCAUUGGGUACGUUCUACCUCAGUCUUCGGGCUGAGUGCAUAACUAAUCGGGGGCUCGUGCCGCCUCCCUGAUGAGCCCAUGGCAGGGCGAAAACAGUGUGAUUCGUAUGUGGUAAGGCUUGUCUUGAGGAUUAUGGGGUCCUCAGAAUGCCGCAUGAGUGCCAUGUGUUGUGUCAGACUCUUAGCCCGUGACAACUUGCUUGAAAACAAUACCAGGCUGCAUAAUCAGCUUUGUGAAAAACAUGGGGAAGAUUAAAAAAAAUAUAAUCCACGAUGGAAGCAUUAAGAUCAUCCAGCUCAUUUUUAAAAGCAACCCCGACUUGCCCCUCCUCCUGCUAUAAUCAAUUCAUCUCCUUAAGUUCUAAUGGCCUCCGGCGGCCACAUCAACGGCACUGCCGUUUCCCGCUUACCCAAAAAGCUCAAACUCUCUUCUCCUUCUUCUUCGCCUUUCAUCACUCGCUCCGAAAUCGAAUCCGAGUUCUCUCACCACGACCCUGCCGUCGCUCGCCUUAACAACGGUGCCUUCGGGUGCUGCCCCGCUUCUGUUAUCUCCGCUCAGCAAGAAUGGAAUCUCAAGUAUCUCAGUCAACCCGACGAUUUCUACUUGAACCACCUCCAGAAGGGGAUUCUUCAAUCCAGAACCAUUAUCAAAGAGCUCGUUCACGCGGAACUACUUGACGAGAUUUCCAUCGUCGAUAACGCCACAACGGCUGCUGCUAUUGUUCUUCAGCAGGUCGCUUGGGCUUUUCACGAAGGCAAAUUCCACAGAGGAGAUGUCGCCAUUAUGCUCCAUUACACUUAUGGAGCUGUCAAGAAGUCAAUAGAGGCCUAUGUCGUACGUUCUGGAGGUGAAGUCAUCGAACGCCUUCCCUUUCCUGUGAGCUCCGAUCAGGAGAUUAUAAGCGAAUUUAGGAGGGCGUUGGAAAGAGGAAAGGCUGAUGGCAAGAGGGUUAGAUUAGCUGUGAUCGAUCACGUCACUUCAAUGCCCAGCGUGGUGAUUCCGGUGAAGGAACUGGUUAAGAUUUGCAGGGAAGAAAAUGUUGAACAAGUUUUCGUGGAUGCAGCCCAUGCUAUUGGGUGUACGGAUGUUGAUAUGAAGGAGAUCGGUGCAGACUUCUACACCAGCAAUUUGCAUAAGUGGUUCUUCUGCCCUCCUUCCAUUGCUUUCUUGUAUUGUCGCAGGUCACCCAAGUCCUCUGAUUUGCACCAUCCUGUGGUGUCUCAUGAGUAUGGCAAGGGGCUGGCCGUAGAAUGUUCUUGGAUUGGCACGAGGGAUUAUAGUCCCCAGCUGGUUGCUCCUGCAGUUUUGAGGUUUGUGGACAGAUUCGAAGGUGGUAUUGAAGGGAUUAAGAAGAGGAAUCAUGAUGCUGUCGUAGAGAUGGGAGAGAUGUUGGCUCAAGCUUGGGGGACUCAUCUAGGUACCCCUCCACAAAUGUGUGCCAGCAUGAUCAUGGUAGGCCUGCCUGCUUCUCUGGGGAUUACUUGUGAUUCUGAUGCUAUCAAGUUAAGGACUCAUUUGAGGGGCAAUCUUGGGAUUGAAGUCCCAAUAUAUUUCAGGACUCCAGAAGAUGGAGAGGUUGGCUCUGUGACUGGAUAUGCUCGAAUUUCUCACCAAGUCUAUAACAAGGUUGAUGAUUAUUACAAGUUCAGGGACGCAAUCAAUCAACUCGUACGCGAUGGCCUGGAUUGUGCGCUUCUGUCUGAUUGAAUAUGGCCUCGCAGCUCUAAACUUUCCUCAAGGUAGAUAGAUACCUUCUCGUUUUUAUUUUCUGAAAGUCUUGAUGGAUUCAGGGCAUUUGAAAUUAACAGACACUGUAGGAUCAGAUGUUUCCCCUGCUGCUGGUCUGAUGAAAGAGCAACUUUCUCCCGCGUGGGCUUGGCUUUCAUUAGCGAACUGUAUAGUUAACGAUCAAAUCAGUAUGUAAAAAUGAGCAGUUUGGUAAAUUCUCUCAAAGCUACUCAAUUCCGUGCCACGUUUGAACUAUAACCCGACUACAGCAGCAGGGUGUUACGGUUAUUUCAAAAAUUAUUUUCUAGUUGUUCUUGCUAGAACCACGAUUGAGAGCGAUCUUUUGUUUGUCUGCAGAGUACAUACAGUUGAAUGUAAAUAAUAAAAGCAAGGAAUCUAUGGUUGCUUGCAAGAUUGGCUAGUGAUGACGAUGGUUUUGAUA
Messenger RNA from Prosopis cineraria, 2536 nucleotides. RefSeq names its product probable L-cysteine desulfhydrase, chloroplastic. The record is from RefSeq and is a predicted model, not a curated record. NCBI's taxonomy places the organism in Eukaryota, Viridiplantae, Streptophyta, Magnoliopsida, Fabales, Fabaceae.